AUGAAGGCCACAUUGCCCGAGAACGACGUGGCCACGGAUGGAGAGAAGAAUCCAGAUCGCCUCCUCCACAGGAGGAAAACACUAACAACACCGGGGAUCACAGCGGAACGUAUGGUCGCGGUGACGAUGACAACAUUGCCCUUCCGCCUUCGGUGAUGACAGCUCCCGAACCCGACAAGAGUGCCGGCAACAGUUACUCAGAACUGCCGAAAAAAGGAACGGAAGAAAAGAGGUUUGUCAUCCAAAUACACUGUUUACUAUUCGUUUUCGCGCGUAUCGAAGGGGGAGCGGCCAUUUUCCUUGAAAUGCCUGCUUUUCAUGAUUAUUUAUUGUUCUCGAUGUCUUGCAGAGACCCUUGGUCUGGAAUUCGUUAGGCGGUAUCGGCCACACCUUGGUGAGUCGCUGUCCUCCUGCUGUCAUACCACCUUCAUUGCCUCCUUUUUCCCUUCUUUCACCUGAGCUUCCGGCUUAACCUGCUACCUUUCCGCCAGCGAGUAGUUAGGGCGUUAGCGUAUUUAAGGUGAGUUCUGCCAAUAUAUAUAUAACAUUCUGCCUAUAUCAUGCGCUGCUGUGCGGCUGCUGGUUGGGUUCGAGAGAGAACCCGUAAGGCAUAGCGAGGAGAGUGAGUUCCGUAAGAACGACGGGUGAGCGCCCCUCUACUAUAUUAAUGUAUAUGUAACGGCAGAUGGGCGGUCACCGAUCAGGUUACAGGACGUACCCAUACUAGAACCCUCGCAGGCAGUCGCACAGCGACUAGUAGGAGAAGUAAAUGAGAUUGUAUCGACAAAGACAAGCGGUACCGGAAUAACCAUUUCUGGCUCAUUAGCCGUCACCAUCCAGUCAUAACCAACCCCAAGUGUGGAUCACUUGAGAUUCGAAUCCAAGAUCUUUGGUCAUUUGGUUUGACACUGUCAUUGAGCCAUGGGCUCGUUGUCCUUUCGGUUUUGAUCGGGCAUAUCUGAGGGUAGACGACAGAGUCUGGGAGUAGAUUGAUACAGCACUGUUUUUGGGCUUGUUUGCCCUCAUCCAGCCAAUAGUAACCCUUGUCACCAGCCAGGACCGGAAACACAAACAUGCGCUCACACACCUGGCGCAGCUGGUCCACCACUGGGGUCUACCAGAUGGGUCAUAACCACUUCAUUAAACCGAAAUUAAUCAGUGCCUCGCCACCUCUCAUUCUCUGUCGCUGCAUAUCGGGUAUUUAUUCAGAAAUGGGCGCACGCCGAUCCAUUAUGUGUGUACAUAAAGGUAGAGGGUGCGCUCACCGAUCGUUUUCUAUGGAACUCCAUCGUCCCAUUAUGUCUUAUGGGCCCUCACUCGAACCCAACCAGAAGCCGCACAGCGGCACAUGAUAUAUGCAGAAUGGUAUUACCGACUGGUUGACGACGGCAAAUAAGCCAAAAAUAGCUAUUCCAGUCUCCCUUGUCUUUGUCGAUAAUGCCAUUCUGCCUAUAUCAUGCGCUGCUGUGCGGCUGCUGGUUGGAAUCGAGUGAGAGCCCUAAAGCCCAACGGGAGAAGUGAGUUCAGUACAUAUAAACAUAUAUGUAUGUAUUACGUAAGCAUCUCACUAAAAGUGCAACAAGCCCGACGCAGACGGCUGCCUCACGGUGGUUAUCGGUGCGUCGUAGGCCAUAUAAACUGAGUUGCAGAAACAUAUCAAAUGAGACGCUUCAGGAACAAAAUAACUUUAUUGCGUGCAUUUUCAAGACUGAUUCCACAGCUGGUCGUCAGACGUUCACUACAUAACCUUCUCUUACAAGUGAUUCUACGGUUGACUGAAACCUGCGCCAAUGCGCGUUAUUUGUACUUCGGCGUCCCCUCGGCACUGAGUGCGCUCGCUUCCACCCAUCCUCGAGAAAUUUAGGCUUGUAUGCGGAUUGUUGCAUGCUACAUCGGAGUGCAUUACUUCCAGGAAUUCACGGCUUCUCUGACUGGGCGAGCGCCUGCGAUGUGAGUGUUCUACGCAAAUCCAUGCCGUGUUCAGUGUUUGCAUGGCUACCUGUGAUAGAUUACCUCGUAACACCUCUAAGUGAUGCCCUUUUAAACGAGUUGAGACAGAUGUUCUAGUCUGGCCAUAAUAGGCAGUAUCACAGCUGACACAUGGGACCAUGUAGACAAAUUAUUUCCUAUUGAGGUAGCCAACCCUUUCCUUCGGGUUUCCGAUUUUGCCUCCAAUCUCGUAUCCAACGAACGGUUAUAAUCCGCACUCAAAAAGAGUCAGUCAGUUGCCCCGCUUCACUUGCAGAAUAAAGUGGCCGCUCACUCCUAAGAUCGUUCGCGAUGUCGUUUCGUCCAUGGUUGAUUAUACUGUUAAGGCCGCCGAUCGAAAUAAUGGGCAGGCGUUUUGAGAGCACCCGUAGGCCUGUGGUCCUCAGCAUGUGUGGCCAGCGAGCCAACGGGCUCAAUUUCGCUGCAGAGCCCCCUUCUACCGAAUUCAGCGAACGACAAUCAUCUGCGAUGUGAUGAACUUGCAGCGUAGUCAUGCAAAUCGGUUAUAGUGGACACCGCUACAUGAACAAAACAGUACUCUCCGCUCUUCACCGGCAAUUCCCUUGCUACAGCUAAAUGCAAACGAAGGUCGAAGACCGUAGUAGCAUAGUAAAUAAGUGCCGAUGUCGUGAAAAGAGUGAAGAUGAGCGAUCCUCUUAGGAGCUGGUCGAUGAAGGGAAGUGAAAGCUGGACCUAUCUGAAGUGCAUCAAAGAGAAGGUUGGCAAAGGGACUAGUCCAGACAGCGUCUCCAUACCAAAAAGACGCCGAGAAAAUCGGAUUAUAACCAAUGUGAGCAGAAGCUAUACUUGGCAUGGGGUACCUCGUCUAAGUCAAAGACGUACCUCACAGUAACCUGUUAAGACUUCGGAUCAAUGACACGAGGGUUCAAUAAGUCAGACCUUCCUUGAUGUGAAAUGCCUGAAAAGGGAGGAAAACCCUGAGAAUCUUCGAAGGGGAGGUAAAUAAACAGACAUGGAGGUAAACGGAAUCACACUUCUCGUUUUCAUUCAUGUGGCAUGAUGCUAUGCUUACUAUGCGCCUGCCUUUACAAACUUGCCCCAUCAACGUGCCAUCAAGUUCUCGUAGCUCAGAGCGCCUGAAUCACUAGUGAAUGGAAUGCCCGGGCGUGGUAGACUGGAUCGAGAGUUUGUAAAAGAUUUAAGACCAAGGGACUAGCUUGUUCGUUAUACUCGUCAUCCUCACUCAGAGCAACUGAAGGAUAUGCCUCAAGUACGCACGAUGUGAUAGCAAUCUCGACUUUCAGGACUGGUUGAAGUAUAUACAAUCGCUAGAGGAAUAGACGAUGUGGCAGUGGAGUUUCCCAACGUGGUAGUGUUGGGUAUUUUCAAGGACGUUCCGUAGACAAUGGCGGCACUUAUUGAGCGUGCGAGUUCAACAGUGGAAGAGGUUUCCUCAAGAUCCCGUAAAACGCUGGGGUAGGCAACCUGCGGGAGUCGUUUGGCCAUCGCAUGCGGAUUAUUUUAUGGACAUCGAUUUUCUCUUGGAGUCAGCGUAGUUUUUGCUUUUCCCGAGCCUAGAUAUGUUAAUACACAUAAUUAGGCCGCAGGUUGCACUUCACUACGACAGUGUCGCGCGCUAACCCCGCACUUGGUGCGCGUCGGUCCUGUAAUGCUAUCUUCAAGUCCGCAAGUCCUGCUUGACGUUUGCAGUGGGUAUGCUCAUGCUUUAUUGAUGUCUUCUCCGUCGUUUUUAUCUGUGCUCUCUAAGGGCCCGUCAGCUUUUCUUCGUUCGCCAAAUUUCUGUUUUAAUUUCUCGUCUUAAUGCACAUCUUAACAAUCUACUCUUUUCGUCUUAAAAUAUAGUAGAUUGUCUUCUCACUGGCUGCCAUUCUCAUGUCCACCAUUUCUUUGACGUUAAUUGAGCACUUUGGCUCCUCUCUUAUUGUUCAUUUUUCCAAAUUUUCUAUUCAGAAAAGAGCUGGUCGCCAAGGUCCCUGUAUGAGUGCCACGAGUCCGCCGCUAGGUGA
Molecule: messenger RNA, 3977 nt
Organism: Spirometra erinaceieuropaei
Lineage: Eukaryota; Metazoa; Platyhelminthes; Cestoda; Diphyllobothriidea; Diphyllobothriidae
Source: the annotation of a GenBank genome assembly